ACAUCAGUGGUGUGCCUGAAUCCUAUUGCCUUUUCGGCCAAGUAUUUUGUUUUUGAGAUGAGCUACCGUAGCACGCUUUGUCGCAAUCAGAUACGGUAGGUGCCCAUGCACUGGGUAGGGAGAAAGAGUCUUUACCAAUUAUCAGCUAUGACGUAUUUACAUGUUCUAAGAACCCCGGAUUUUCUGAGCUGUGUGACGAAUAUGGCUCUCGAACGCCAGGGAUCCUAGUAUUCCUGAAUAAUGCUCCAUCAACAAAAGCGUCAAUAGCUACUGUCUAGACAAAUCCUCGGCAACACGAACACUGCAGCUUCUAGAAUUGAGCUUGCUGGCUGCUGGUAUUGAGCAUCACCGCAAAGACCCACUACUGGUAGUUAGCUCUAUUACAGUGAAUUGCCCGACAUCUGCCUGAUCGCUUUCAGACCCAGAGACACAUCAUGAACCGGUCAUUGUCAAUCCGUUCCGGCAAGGGAAACGCCAAUUCUUCUUCGCCUACGCACCGGAAAGGGUUCUCAUUCGCUUCGCUCCGCGGAACGAUCCAGCCCGAACUCUCCCGCAGGCUCUAUCGUCUAAUCAAGUCAACCAACAACCUCAUCUCAGCACAUGAGACGGCGGGAAAAGAACGUAGCACGAUUGCUCAAGAGCUUUCAGAGUGGGGCGAGCAAACGCAAGAUGAGGGAGUCUCCGACAUCAGUGACAAGAUCGGCGUCAUCCUCAGCGAGCUAGGUGCACAAGAGGAUAGCUACGCUCAUAAUCUUGACGACGCCCGCGGCAUUCUCAAAACGAUCCGUAACACCGAAAAGAGUGUGCAGCCGAGCCGUGACAACAAAGGGAAGAUUGCCGACGAGAUACAGAAGCUCAAGGCCAAGGAGCCCCAAAGCACAAGACUCGUCAUCCUCGAGCAGGAGUUGGUGAGGGCAGAAGCAGAGAACUUGGUAGCUGAAGCACAGCUGACAAAUGUCACUCGUAAGAAGCUAAGGGAAGCGUACGAAGCAGAGUUUGCAGCUGUUAUAGAGCGCGCUGAAAAGCAAAUCAUUCUCGCAAAGCAUGGGAAGCGUUUGCUGACCCUCCUUGACGACACUCCAGUGACACCAGGUGAUGCGAGAAGAGAAUACGAACACGGAGGUGCCGCCCGACAAGUCCUCAACGACGCUGAGGACGACCUCAAGAGCUGGGAGAAGAACCGGGAGAACGCAUACAUGGAGCAAGAAGCAGCAGACUUUGGCACCGGCAGUGGAAAUUCACGAAGAGGCGAGGAUUCCACCAAGGGCAGUGGCACGGAAACAUUGGCGGACCAGGGGACCAAGCCCGACAAUGAAGAAUAUACCUUGGCACCUUCGACUCCCUCCCGGGAGGAAUAGCAUCUUGGUGUUCGGGUUGGAAGCUAAUGGUGAAGGUACUAAAGCAAAGUAAGCAGGUUAGGAUUGGAGCUGGCUGUUAAAUAUCUGUAAUUGGGCUUGUUGUACGGAUAUCUAUACUGCCUGCGGGUAGGGGCUUUGGUAGAGCAUUGUGUAUCAAGUUGUCUUUGUAAAUUGAGAAAAGGAUAUCAUACUGCC
Xylaria bambusicola is the source of this 1553-nucleotide messenger RNA. RefSeq names its product Eisosome component PIL1-domain-containing protein. Gene Ontology annotation, cellular component: eisosome filament; plasma membrane. Gene Ontology annotation, molecular function: lipid binding. The transcript has 4 exons. Gene Ontology annotation, biological process: endocytosis; negative regulation of protein kinase activity; eisosome assembly. The coding region runs from base 435 to 1358 and encodes 307 amino acids. NCBI's taxonomy places the organism in Eukaryota, Fungi, Ascomycota, Sordariomycetes, Xylariales, Xylariaceae. The record is from RefSeq and is a predicted model, not a curated record.